Nanorana parkeri is the source of this 1270-nucleotide messenger RNA. Its product is annotated as transcriptional repressor CTCF-like. Lineage: Eukaryota; Metazoa; Chordata; Amphibia; Anura; Dicroglossidae. The annotation marks the transcript as partial. The record is from RefSeq and is a predicted model, not a curated record. The transcript has 8 exons.
AAUCAACAAGUUAACAUUUGUUUCAUUUCUUAAACAGGUAAGCAAGUUGAAAAGACACAUUCGUUCACACACUGGGGAGCGUCCUUUUCAAUGCAGCUUGUGCAGCUACGCUAGCAGAGACACCUACAAAUUGAAGAGACACAUGAGAACUCAUUCUGGUGAGAAGCCAUAUGAGUGCUACAUUUGUCAUGCUCGUUUUACUCAAAGUGGGACCAUGAAAAUGCACAUAUUGCAGAAACAUACAGAGAAUGUAGCCAAAUUUCACUGUCCUCAUUGUGAUACAGUUAUUGCAAGAAAAAGUGAUUUGGGGGUUCACUUAAGAAAGCAGCAUUCUUUUAUUGAGCAAGGCAAGAAGUGCCGGUACUGUGAUACAGUCUUUCAUGAGCGAUAUGCCCUGAUUCAGCAUCAGAAGUCUCACAAAAAUGAAAAGCGAUUUAAAUGUGACCAGUGUGAAUAUGCUUGCAGACAGGAGCGUCACAUGAUCAUGCAUAAAAGAACCCACACUGGAGAGAAACCUUAUGCUUGCAGUCAUUGUGAUAAAACAUUCCGCCAGAAACAGCUCCUGGACAUGCACUUCAAAAGAUACCAUGACCCCAGCUUUGUUCCUGCUGCAUUUGUAUGUUCUAAGUGUGGUAAAACAUUUACACGUAGGAAUACAAUGUCAAGACAUGCUGAUAAUUGCACUGGUCCUGAUGGUACAGAAGGUGAAAAUGGAGGAGAUGGGGAGGUGAUACACAAAAAAGGAAAACGUGGAAGAAAAAGAAAAAUGCGUUCCAAGAAAGAAGGUUCAACUGAUAGUGAAGACAAUGCUGAUCCGGACCUUGAUGAUGAGGAGGAAGACGAUGAGGAAGAGGAGGAGCUGCCAGUUGAAAUAGAAGGUGAACAUGAAGCAGAGCAUUCACUUACUCCAAUGCCUCCACCUGCAAAAAAACGUAGAGGAAGACCACCUGGAAAAGCAAGUCAACACAAACAAAUUGCAGCAGUAAUUGAAGUGGAGGAUCAAUCAACAGGGGAUAUCGAAAACAUCAUAGUUCAAGUGAAAAAGGAGUCUGAUAUGGAGGCAGUUGGUGUGAUAGAGGGUCCUCCACCUCCUCCCACAGUAGAAGCUCCAAACGGCGACCUUACUCCAGAAAUGAUUUUGAGCAUGAUGGAUCGGUGAUAAUGGAUAGUUUCACAGCUAUUCUGAUUUAAACCGAUCAGGGCUGUGUUUAAAUGUGUCGUUUCUAUUUUAUGGGGAUUAUUUUUCCAUUUUUGUUGCUUCAUCUUAAUU